AAAGGCGGGGGUCUUGGUGGCCGUAAGGGGAGUAGGUGCGGGUGAAGAUGGCGGCCGCCGAGGUCGUGAACUGCAUCAUGGAGGUGUCCUGUGGCCAGGCAGAAAGCAGCGAGAAGCCGAACGUCAAGGGCAUGAUGUCCAAAGAUUACUACUUUGACUCCUACGCCCACUUCGGCAACUCCAUGUUUCACAACCGGCACCUCUUUAAAGACAAGGUGGUGCUGGAUGUGGGCUCGGACACAAGCAUCCUCUGCAUGUUCGCCGCCAAGGCCGCCCGCAAGGUCAUCGGCAUCGAGUGUUCCAGUAGCUCUGAUUAUGCGGUGAAGAUUGUCAAAGCCAACAAGUUAGACCACUUGGUGACCAUCAUCAAGGGGAAGGUGGAGGAGGUAGAGCUCCCGGUGGAAAAGGUGGACAUCAUCAGCAAGCGGAUGGGCAACUGCCUCUUCUACGAGUCCAUGCUCAACACCGUGCUCUAUGCGGACAAGUGGCGGACGCCCAAUAGCCUCAUCUUCCCAGACCGGGCCACACUGUAUGUGACAGCCACCGAGGACCGGCAGUACAAAGACUACAAGAUCCACUGGUGGGAGAACGUUUAUGGCUUCGAUAUAUCUUGUAUCAAAGAUGUGGCCAUCAAGGAGCCCCUAGUGGAUGUGGUGGACCUCAAACAGCUGAUCACCAACGCCUGCCUCAUAAAGGAGGUAGACAUUUACACCGUCAAGGUGGAAGACCUGACCUUCACCUCCCCCUUCUGCCUGCAAGUGAAGCAGAAUGACUACGUGCACGCCCAGGUGGCCUACUUCAACAUCGAGUUUACGCACUGCCACAAGAGGACGGGCUUCUCCACCAUACCCGAGUCCCUGUACACGCACUGGAAGCAGACGGUGUUCUACAUGGAGGACUACCUAACCUUGAAGACGGGCGAGGAGAUCGUCGGCACCAUCGGCAUGCGGCCCAACACCAGGAACAACUGGGACCUGGACUUCACCAUCAACCUAGAUUUCAGAGGCCAUCUAUGCGACCUGUCCUGCUCCACGGACUACAGGAUGCGCUGAGACCCGGCUCUCCCGCCCUGCAGGGGCCCAGGGGCUGAGCCUUCCUAGACGGUUGUGGGGCUCCCCCUUCCUCUCCCUCCCUCCCGCAGAAGGGGGUUUUAGGGGCCUGGGCUGGGGGGAUGGGGAGGGCACAUCAUGACUGUGUUUUUCAUAACUUAUGUUUUUAUAUGGUUGCAUUUAUGCCAAUAAAUCUUCAGCUGGGAAA
Nomascus leucogenys (northern white-cheeked gibbon) is the source of this 1257-nucleotide messenger RNA. RefSeq names its product protein arginine N-methyltransferase 1-like. Lineage: Eukaryota; Metazoa; Chordata; Mammalia; Primates; Hylobatidae. Gene Ontology annotation, cellular component: nucleus. Gene Ontology annotation, molecular function: protein-arginine N-methyltransferase activity. The record is from RefSeq and is a predicted model, not a curated record.